Messenger RNA from Corylus avellana, 417 nucleotides. RefSeq names its product nuclear transcription factor Y subunit B-5-like. Gene Ontology annotation, cellular component: nucleus; CCAAT-binding factor complex. The record is from RefSeq and is a predicted model, not a curated record. Lineage: Eukaryota; Viridiplantae; Streptophyta; Magnoliopsida; Fagales; Betulaceae. Gene Ontology annotation, biological process: regulation of transcription by RNA polymerase II. Gene Ontology annotation, molecular function: DNA-binding transcription activator activity, RNA polymerase II-specific; protein heterodimerization activity; RNA polymerase II cis-regulatory region sequence-specific DNA binding.
AUGACGGUGGAAAAAAACAUGGACGACAAUGUUAUUGGGCGUGCAGCAAGUUCCAUUAACGAUGAAAAUUUCAUCAAGGAGCAAGAGCGGCUGUUGCCGAUAGCCAACGUUGGGAGGAUAAUGAAGGGAAUUCUGCCAUCAAACGCAAAAAUCUCAAAGGAUUCCAAGGAGACGAUGCAGGAAUGUGUGUCGGAGUUCAUCAGCUUUGUGACCAGCGAGGCAUCCGACAAGUGCAGGAAGGAAAGGAGAAAGACAGUGAAUGGCGAUGAUGUUUGCUGGGCGCUGGAGACGCUUGGUUUUGAUGACUUUGCGGGGCCAAUAAGAAGGUAUUUGCAUAGAUAUAGGGAGAUAGAAGUAGAUAGAGCUAAUCAAGACAGGGUUAGGAACAUUGUUGAUGAUGAUCAAAGAGAAGCAUGA